AUGGCAUUACCUGGCGAAGAUAGUGCCGUUAAGGUCGCGAUUCGUGUGCGGCCAUUCAAUAAGCGAGAAAUCGACUUGAAUACGAAAUCAGUUGUAAAAAUAAACAAGGAGCAAUGCAUCCUUAGUCAUCCAACGGAAGACAAACAAUCCAAGACGUUUACCUUUGAUCAUUCCUUUUGUUCAACAAAUCCGAAUGAUCCAGAAUUUGCAAGCCAGGAAACGGUUUGUUACCAUUUGGGAUCUGGAGUAGUCGAGAAUGCGUUUGCUGGAUACAAUGCUUGCAUUUUUGCUUAUGGUCAAACAGGAUCUGGAAAAUCUUAUACAAUGAUGGGAUCCAAUGAUCAACCUGGAAUUAUUCCACGAGUGUGCAAUGAGAUUUUCACCCGAAUCAAAGAAACUUCCAAUGAUUCUUUGUCAUUCAAAGUUGAAGUUUCAUAUAUGGAAAUCUAUAAUGAGCGAGUGCGCGAUCUUCUCGACCCCAAGAAGUCGAGUAAAGCAUUAAAAGUUCGCGAGCACAAAAUACUUGGCCCCAUGGUUGAUGGAUUGUCAAUACUUGCCGUGAAUUCUUUUGAACAAAUUUCAAAUCUACUCGAGGAGGGAAAUAAGUCGCGAACGGUUGCCGCGACUAAUAUGAAUGCUGAGAGCUCGAGAUCUCACGCAGUCUUCAGUGUCAUUCUUACACAAACACUACGUGAUCUUGAAAAUGGGUUUAGUGGUGAAAAAGCGGCAAAAAUAUCGUUGGUUGAUCUUGCCGGAAGUGAGAGAGCAGGAAAAACCGGAGCUGUUGGGAAGAGGCUGGAAGAAGGAGGAAACAUCAACAAGUCGCUAACAACUUUGGGAAUGGUUAUUUCUGCGCUAGCUGAGAGAACAAAUUCAAAAAAAGAAAAAUUCAUCCCAUAUCGAGAUUCUGUUCUUACAUGGCUAUUGAAAGACUCUCUUGGUGGAAACUCGCGGACUGUUAUGAUUGCUACUCUUUCUCCAGCUGCGGACAAUUAUGAGGAAACACUUUCCACUUUGCGAUAUGCUGAUAGAGCGAAGAAGAUCGUGAAUCACGCUGUUAUCAAUGAAGAUCCGAAUGCGAAGGUUAUUCGAGAGCUUCGUGAAGAAGUUGAAACGCUCAGAAUGCAGAUCACACAAACCAAAAAAGAACAUGCUGAAACUCAAGAACUUCGUGAUCGCUUGGCUGAAAGUGAGCGUUUGGUUGCGCAAAUGAACAAAUCUUGGGAAGAGCGACUCAAAGAAACUGAAACUCUCAAUAAGGAGCGCCAGCGUGAUUUGGCAGAAAUUGGAAUUUCCGUGGAAUCGAGUGGCAUCAAGGUGGAAAAGGAUCGCUUCUAUUUGGUAAACAUGAACGCUGAUCCAUCUCUCAAUGAGCUGCUCGUUUAUUACAUCAACGGCUCGGCAAUUAUUGGGAAUUCCGAGGAAUUGGAAACGAGCCGUGACUCGGGAUUAUCUAUGUCAAUGGGCGAAUUAAAUGGAAAGAAAGAAGAAAAUGAGCGCACGAGUAUCGUGCUUAGGGGUCUCGGUGUAAUGAGAAGGCACGCGAAAUUGACAGUGGAGGAAUAUGGUGGAAAACCGAGAUUGUUCGUCACACCAUUGGGUGCCGAAUGUCGUAUUUGCGUUAAUGGAAAACAAAUCAGUGACAAAACUUUGCUCCGAAAUGGAAAUCGUCUUCUCAUUGGAAUGAAUCACUUUUUCAAAGUUAACUGUCCCAAAGUUAUCGACAUGGAACAGUCUGUUAUGGAAGACAGCACCAUAUUCGAUUAUAAUGAUGCCUGGCAUGAGGUCAAUGAUUCAAAUCCCAUUAGUUCUGCUGUUGAUCAGUAUAUGGAAACGGUGACAUUAAAACAUCAGGAGGAUAAAAAAGCUGCUCUUGAGCAGCAGUAUGAAGCUUUCGAAAAAUAUAUUCAAUCUUUAACCGCUGGCGGUUUCACCCCUUCCACACCAAUGACACCAGGAUUUGCACUUCCCACCCCAAUCACGACACCGACUGGUUUGCCGCCGUUCCCAUUUCCGACCAACCCUAAGCAAUCAGUGAAAAGCAAGUUUUUCUACUGGGCACAACGAAAAGAAGAAAUGUUUUCCGAAUCGCUGAAACGCCUGAAAGCUGACGUCAUUCAUGCGAAUGCGCUGGUUCGCGAAGCAAAUAUGAUUUCUCGAGAGCUCAAUCAGGGUUCCCGACGUCAGACAACAUAUGACGUGACGCUUCAGAUUCCAGCAUCAAAUCUUAGGCCAAUAAAAAUUAAAGCUGGAGCUUUUGUGUGUGAACCAGUAAUUGUUGUAAAGCGAGAAGGAAUGAGUGGCAGCCAAUUCUGGACAGUUUCACAACUUGAAAGUCGACUUGUUGACAUGAGAGAAGCCUACAAUGAUAUGAUUAAUGGCUACACUAGAUCUACUAAUUCUCUACAAGCAACCCCCACCGCUUCACCAGCAAAAAGUCUUGGUGGCCUUUUAGAGCCAUCACCAUUGGUCAUCGAUCCCUUCUUUGAAAGCCAAGAGCAUCAUAACUUGAUAGGAGUGUCUAAUGUUUUUCUAGAGGUCUUGUUCCAUGACCUAAGACUUGAUUAUCAAGUUCCUAUUAUUUCUCAACAGGGCGAAGUUUCUGGCCGACUACAUGUUCAAAUUUUCCGGGUUAUGACUCAGGAAGAAGCUGAUCAGUCAACAAUAGAUUCCACGUACAAUUCACCGGAUAGCUUCCUUGGAAAAACGAUUACUUGUCGUGUUCGCAUAAAACGAGCAUCCGGAAUUCCGGAGAAGCUAUCGAAUUUUGUAUUCUGCCAAUACUCGUUCUUCAACAUGUCGGAAAUGUUAGUUGUUGCUCCUGCAAAUGAAGCGGCGACAUCGGCGCAUUCGCCGACAACCGUCAUAUUUGAACAUCAACGGGAUUUCAAUGUCAUGGUUACCGAGGAGUUCAUGGAAUACGUCCGAGAUGAUGCGCUCUCGAUAGAAAUUUGGGGUCAUCGUGUGUGCGGACAUAAGGAAGAUCGAGUGUUGGACACUGAUGAGAAAUCCAAGUCAUUGCAAAAUCGAUGGAUGGAAGUGACACGCCGCAUCGAGUUUUGGACUGAAGUGAAGGAGCUGAACGAUAGUGGAGAAUGGAGCAGUGUCGAAUGUCGCCAGGCCGAUGACGUGGCUACUGGCGGAAUAUAUCAACUAAAGCAAGGACAGCAACGACGUUUGGUUGUAGGAAUUGAUCUUGUUACAAGUGAUGGAUUGCCCCUUGGAAUUGAUGGAAUCACUUCCGUCAGCAUUGGCGCAAUCAUGCCAGUAAAAGCUGGAUCUCAGCAAAAGUCUGUAGACAGUUACCAAGAAGAAGAUUUGGAAAGAAUUCGAAAACAAUGGUCCCAUGCACUUAAAACUCGUCAACUUUACCUGCAACAUCAACUCGACACGUUAUCAUCGAAAGCGAAUAAAUCUGAAUCAGAACUUGAAAGAGAGCACUCAUUGAUGGGUCAAUGGGUUGCACUGACCGAAGAGCGUACUGCUGUUGAAUGCCCUGCACCGAAUUCAUGCAUUCCAGGAGCACCAUGUGAUUGGAUUGCACCGGAAGGUGUUGAGAGACACAUUCCUGUUCUGUUUUUGGAUCUCAAUUCAGAUGAUAUGACUGGUGAAAUGACAAGUGAUGAAAGUGUGCCGCGAAUAGCUGGAAUGCACUCAAUUCUCCCAAUUGAACCAGAAGGAACUAUGCUCAUGCUCCCAAUCCAUGAUUAUAAUGAUAAGGAACACAUUGCCACGUGUUCCUGGGAUACUUCAAUUCAUGACAGUUAUUCGUUGAAUGUUCCAACUCAUGCUAAUGACCGAGUAUACGCCAUUGUUAAAGUGAUGUUACGCCUAUCCCAUCCGUCACCAAUGCAUAUCGUUCUUCGCAAAAGAAUUUGCUUACAAGUGUACAAAAAGCCAAGUCUGACUGAGAAAUUGUUCAAACGGAUGAUGGGAAGCGAAACCAUCCAUAGAACAUCAGUUCUUUAUGAUAUUGUCGGGCAUAUUCCAAAGUCUUCGCAAGACAUGGAAGAUCGAUCUUCACUGGCAAUGCUCGCGGCCAAAGAGACUUCAGUUAUUGAUGAAAGGAAUGGGAAGCCGGAAAAUUGUAACUCUAAGAGCCAGCAACCCCUCAAUUAUAUCGAAGCCUACACAAAGAGCAUUCAAGCGGUUGAGUCAAUGCUCAAGCUAGACAGAUUGCGACAAGAGGUGGCAAUAACUAAUAUGCUUUCUAAGAAGGAGAGAUUAGCAAGAAUCCAGAACUUUGGAUUGCCAACUCUUCGAAUGAAUAGAGCAGUUAGUCUUCCUAAUGCGAUUUCUUCUGCUGGACAGCUUAAUCCGAAUGAACGCCGAAGCGAUACACCGAUGAGUAUUUCAUCAUCAAACUCGAUGGCGCGCCCCACAUCUCUAAAUCUGAAACCUCUUUGCAUUGGAAAGUUAACCAGCAUUGUGAGCCCAUUCAAUGAUAAAUUGGCGGGAAUUUGCGAGGAAACAAAAAUUGAAACUAUCCCGACUAGAUCGUCAACUGUUCCUGAAACCAUGUGCUUGUCCGCAGCAGCGUCCGCUAAUUGUCACACAGAAGACGUAAAAAACGGAAAUGAGUCAAAGCAAGAAAAUACAACAAUGCCGCUCAAGAAACCAACCGAGUUGUCGCGCGCAUUCGAAACUAAAUUAUGUCUUCCAUUGGAGAAUAACAACGAAUUUAAUGCAAAAAAGCUUCAGAACGGUGACCUAGUAGAUCUCAAAAUCAAUUGA
Molecule: messenger RNA, 4734 nt
Organism: Caenorhabditis bovis
Lineage: Eukaryota; Metazoa; Nematoda; Chromadorea; Rhabditida; Rhabditidae
Source: the annotation of a GenBank genome assembly